Molecule: messenger RNA, 2011 nt
Organism: Sphaeramia orbicularis (orbiculate cardinalfish)
Lineage: Eukaryota; Metazoa; Chordata; Actinopteri; Kurtiformes; Apogonidae
Product: tripartite motif-containing protein 66-like
Exons: 10
Coding region: 479-2011 (510 amino acids)
Cellular component (GO): chromatin
Molecular function (GO): protein binding
Source: RefSeq, a predicted model, not a curated record
CGAACACAUCAUGUUAGCACGACCGGACCCGGUACCCCAGUGACAGGAGUAUACAGACCAGGGUCUGCAGGGGACCAGGGUCUGACGAGGACCAGGGUCUGAUGAGGACCACGGCCUUGUGAGGACCAUGGUCUGAUGAGCUCAUAGCCUUGUGAGGACCAGGGUCUUGUGAGGACUAGGGUCUGAUGAGGACCAGGGUCUGAUGAGGACCAGGGUCCACAUGUUUAACGGUCUCAUCUGUUUCCUGGUUUGCGUCCUGGCUCCUCAGUCUUCAAAGGCUCCGCCUCCAGACAGUGGACGUGGUUUGUUGACUGAUUUCAGUUGUUGGCUGUGAAUCAUCAAGGGGCUCUCCACCAAUCAGGUCACCCGUGUCCCCCUUGACACCAGAGUCAUGAGCAUCGUCCUCCCUUCAUCCUCAUCCUCGCCUCACAUCCACCUGGAGACCAGACCAACUCAGAGGCUGUUCUAGAUCCUGGAGAUGACGGACCUGCCUCACAGACGCCACGGCAACCGUCCCCAAAGAUGGGCCGCCCCAUCGCCCCGGGCAACCCUCAGCAGACUGGAGCCCAGGUCACCCGAGACCAGACCGAUUCUGGAAACCUCUGGCAAGGAGGGGAACGUCUCAGAGGAACCACAGGUGGACAGAGGUGGAGUCUAUGAGAUGGAAAAUGAGACAAACCAGUUGGAAAAACGUCAGAGAUGUCCUGAGGAAAACGUGAAGGCUUUACUGAAACGAAUCAGGAUCCAUCCAGAAGCCCAGAGGAUUCUGGGUAAGUCCAGCAUUGCCGUGGUGAGCCUGGAGCGCCUGAACUUCCAGUGUGUGCCGUUGUCGUGUCUGCAGCCGGUGGUGUGUUUAGUCCGACUUCAGGACCGAGAGGUUGAAGAGUCCGGAUCAGAGCCUCAGCAGAAUGGCUGGAGUCAGAGCGAGGUGGACUUUGUUGAGUCAUGUGAUCUCAGCACAUCAGAGGCCACACCCAUCUCCUGGACAGAACCAUUUUGUCCUGAAGAACCGGCUGAAGAACCAGAGCAGGACUCUGGCUUUGAUUGCGAGUCGAAUCCAGACCAACCGUACAUCCUGUUGGAUCCAGAUGAAUGGGAUACCGGUGGGAAACCUGAGUCUGAGACAUUUUACUUGGACCCAGACCUGGAGCAAAACCUAGUGAUCCAAGUGGACCCCGAACCAGAGUCAGAACAGGACAGGUCCCUGGUACUGGAGGAUGAGUCCAGAUGUGAGGUAAACCUCGAUGAGAAAGACGAGGCUGUGGAUGAAGGUGGUCAGCGUUCGGAGGAUGGCUCAUUGGGUCCACAUCCUGAGUCCAGAUCGGGGAUGGUGGAGGUGGAGAGUGAGGACUUCUGUGCAGUUUGUCUGAACGGUGGAGAUCUGCUGUGCUGCGACCGCUGUCCUAAAGUCUACCAUCUGGCCUGUCACAUCCCUCCUCUGGUGGACUUUCCCUUAGGCGACUGGCUGUGUACCCUUUGCAGACCUGACCAGGACUCUGCGGACAUUUACGACUGUGAGAACGUUCACUCCUGUGGUGGAAGCAGAGCCCCAUACACCCUGUCCAACCAGGACCAGAGGAGAUGUGAGAAACUGACUCUGCUGCUGUACAGUCAUCUGCUCAGCGCUCCAUUCCAUGACCCGGUCAGUCCUCUGGCCCGCAACUACUACCAGAUCAUCAGAAGGCCCAUCGACCUGUCGGUGAUCCGCAGGAAACUGAACAAGAACAACACUCUGCACUAUUUUACCGCCGAGCAGUUUGUAGACGACGUUCUGCUCAUGUUUAAGAACUGCUCCACAUUCAACUACCCGGACUCAGAGGUGGCCCAGGCCGGUCGAAACCUGGAGCUGUUUUUCUUGAACAAACUGAAGGAGGUUUUCCCAGAGAGGACGUUUCCAUCGGCCAGUCAGGACCGGAUGGACAGAGCCCGUCUCCAGUGGACGAACAGGAAGAGGAAGGAAGGCAGCAGGAGGAGGAGAUGUGUGUUCACCGGCAAGAAGUACUACCUGUAA